Molecule: messenger RNA, 4757 nt
Organism: Malurus melanocephalus (red-backed fairy wren)
Lineage: Eukaryota; Metazoa; Chordata; Aves; Passeriformes; Maluridae
Gene: NOS1AP
Product: nitric oxide synthase 1 adaptor protein
Exons: 10
Coding region: 65-1537 (490 amino acids)
Molecular function (GO): nitric-oxide synthase binding
Source: RefSeq, a predicted model, not a curated record
GCGGGGGCUCGGCGGCGGCAGGGCCGGGCUCGCUGCAGGGCUGCCCGGCCGCCGCGGGGCCGCCAUGCCCGCCAAGUCCAAGUACAACCUGGUGGACGACCGGCACGACCUCCGCAUCCCCCUGCACAACGAGGACGCCUUCCAGCACGGCAUCUGCUUCGAGGCCAAGUACAUCGGGAGCCUGGAUGUGCCGCGGCCCAACAGCCGGGUGGAGAUCGUGACGGCCAUGCGGCGCAUCAGGUAUGAAUUUAAAGCCAAGAAUAUCAAGAAGAAGAAAGUGAACCUCAUUGUAUCAGUGGAUGGCGUGAAGGUCAUUCUGAAGAAGAAGAAGAAGUUUCUUUCAUUGCAGAAAAAAGAAUGGGCCUGGGAUGAGAACAAAAUGCUCGUCAUGCACGAUCCCAUCUACAGGAUAUUUUACGUAUCUCAUGACUCCCAGGACCUAAAGAUCUUCAGCUACAUUGCCAGGGAUGGGUCUAGCAAUAUCUUCAGAUGCAACGUCUUCAAAUCCAAGAARAAGAGCCAAGCCAUGCGCAUUGUCCGGACCGUGGGGCAGGCGUUCGAGGUGUGCCACAAGCUGAGCCUGCAGCACACCCAGCAGAACGCCGACGGGCAGGAGGACGGGGACAGCGAGAGGAACGGAGACRACCUGGAUGUCCCAGCCUGUCGCCUCUCCGGCGUGGAGAGAGCGGCCGCCUCGGCCGAGGAGACCGACAUCGAUGCCGUGGAGCUGCCGCUGCCCGGAGCCAACAUCCUGGACUUCAGCCGCGGAGUGACCGACCUCGAUGCCGUGGGCAAGGAGAGCUGCCUCCACCCUGACGAUAUUCUGACAGCGUCACCCAAGAUGCUGCUGCCCUCCUCAGCCCAGCUGCCYGACCUGGGAACACCCCUCUCUGCCCACCACCAGAUGCAGCUUCUCCAGCAGCUCCUGCAGCAGCAGCAGCAGCAGACACAAGUGGCCGUGGCACAGGUCCACCUGCUGAAGGACCAGCUGGCAGCAGAAGCGGCAGCACGGCUGGAGGCCCAGGCUCGUGUGCACCAGCUCCUGCUCCAGAACAAGGACUUGCUGCAGCACAUCUCCCUGCUGGUCAAACAGGUGCAGGAGCUGGAGCUGAAGCUGGCGGGGAACACGACCACAGGCUCCCAGGACAGUCUGCUGGAGAUCACCUUCCGCUCCAACGUCCUCCCCGUCCUCUGCGACCCGACCACCCCGCAGCCCGAGGACACCCACCCGCCGCCGCUGGGCCCCAGCUCGGCUUUCCCCAGCACCAUGGGCAGCCCCAUAGGUAGGAACGACUGUCUGGUGAAGCUGGAGUGCUACCGCUUUCUGCCGGACUCGGGGCCGCCCGCCCCGGAGCCAGCACUGGGCAGCCUGGAGCUCAUCAAGUUCCGCGAGUCGGGCAUCGCCUCCGAGUACGAGUCCAACACGGACGAGAGCGAGGAGCGCGACUCCUGGUCCCAGGAGGAACCGCCRCGCCUGCUCCACGUCCAGCCCAGGCAGGACCUGGGCGACAGCCUGGAGGAUGAGAUCGCGGUGUAGGGGUCAGCAGGAGGUGGUGCAGAGCAGCCAGGACCUGCUGGAGCUGGCSAGGACCCUGGCCGCAGCCCCGUGGCCCUGGCGGGGAUGGGACAGCCCGGAGGGAGGGGGCAGAGGAGGGAGCACGAGGAUUCCAGCAGCCAGUUGGGAGUGUGUGGAGGUGAGGAUGGAGCCGUGCCGAGGGUGUGUGCCAGGUGUGCUGUGCCCCAGCGUGCACGGGCUUGUGUGCUGAGCUGGAGCGUCCCUGCUUUGCAGCAGACACUGAGCUGGCAGCUCCUGGUGCUCCCCCCUGGCCUCUGUCUCCCUGCAAACUGUGUGUCAAGGUCAGGCAGAAGGAAGGGAUUUCCUGCUGGAUUAGUCCCUACAGCUGCUGGGGAAGCAGUAGAGUGGAGGAAGGGUUUUACUGGGGGCAUGAGAGAGCAGGUUUAGGGCAGUGAGCAGSGAUAAGAGUGACCAAGGGUGAAGUGCUGGAGUGGUGAGCAGGAGCAGAGCAGCUGGUCUGGCUCUCUGCAUGCUUGCAGGGUGGGGGAUGAGUGCAGGGCCAUGCUAGGUGAGGGUUGGUGGUAGCGCAUUGUCGUGGUGGAUCUGUGCGUGAGCAGUGAGUCAUUGAGGGACAGUGGGAAUGAGCCUGGAAAGGAGUUGAAUGGGUGAGAUGAGGUUGCACAGGCUGGYCAGGUGCAGGCAGUUGCUGGCAGGGUGAUGUGGCACUUCCAGGACAGGGUUUGUCCCUGCCAAGGCAGGUGGAGGGCAUGCAGGCAGAGCCAGCUCUCUGCCAGGCUGUGGAGCAGAGAGGAAGGUGCAGCUCGGUGUGGAGCAGAGAGCCAGGGCAUGUAGCACUGAGCUGUGAAGUGUCCUUCCCCUCACCAUCUCAUCCUUCAGCUCCUKGGCACAGCUGCCAGGUUUCAAAGCCUUUUUGGUGCUCUCAAGUCCCAUUUUCUAGCACUUCCCAUCACCACAAACUCCCYGCUUUGCUUUAUAGACAAACCCUCCCAUUUCCAAGCAGUUUUGCCCCAGAGCAAGGCUGGGAGCUGCAGUGCUGGCAUUGGCAUCUUCAGGGAUGAACACRCUUGCAGCCCUCGAUGGGGAGUGAACUGCUGGUGUCUGCAGGGGGGCUCCAUCACAUCUCUGGUUUGCACCCUCUGGAAAAGUGAAUCCAAGAUCUUGGAAUCCCCCACCAGCCCUCUCAGCUUAUGGGCUGAGAGCCAUCUGUGGGGGCCUCCAAGGGAUCCAGAGCUUGUUUCUUUUCUGCAAACACUUUCAUCACCUGGUGCUGAGCCUCUAAGAGGCCAUGACUGAAGGGGUACAACCAGAGUCCUGAUGGCCACCUGGCUUCAUGUGGAAGCACUCAAUGAGGUGGGGAUUUAGCACAGUUGUUCUCUUCCCCAUCCUCCCUCCUAUCCUGCUUCUGCUUUGCUUUGUCGCUUUCCUGCUGCUCUUGCCUUCGCCAGCUCUCUCUCCGCUCGAUCUGCCUGCAACUAACCCCUGGCUGACACCAGCUCUUGCUCUUCUCCCGGGCUUAGCCUGGCUGCUGGGGAAGGUCUAUCACUGCUCUCUGCCCUGGUGCCCUCAGGACUGCGGGCUGCUGAGGAGUGAUGUGUGGAUGAGACCACCAGGAUCAGUCUGAGCUGUGCUAUGCACCCUCCACCACAAGACAGGACUGGAUGGAAUUGAGGAGCUAGAGGGUCUAGUGGGAAGGAAAGAAGGACAUGUCUCAGUGUCCCCAGCAGUGCCGCGGUGUCCAGGGGAGCUCCUGCACCAGCCUGGUGUCCAGGGGAGCUCCUGCACCAGCCACAGAGCAGGCAGAGUGGGAGAGGGUGCUGUUUGGCUCUGGAGAUGGUGCUCCUGGGCUCUGGCCACCACUACCUCCAUAUGCCCUGUCCCAAAGCUGUGUGCCAGACCCCCUGACACCCCACAGCCAGCAGGGACAUGACAUCCCACCAUUGCAGCAGCUGAAGRUGAAAGCAAGGGGUGGGAGGCUGGUCCAGCCAGGAGGAAGAAGCGGGCAUGRCAGCACGCACGAGGCAUGGCACGCACACGGUAGGGAUGGUUGAGCUUGGGCAGGGGUUUCCAUGUGGGCAGAUGGGUCAUUCAGGGGAGAGGACAGCAGGAGCUCAGCUGUACUCACAGGCAGAUGAAGAGAGCCUGGGAGGARCAAGAGCAGGCUAGAGGUCUCUGCCAGGCUGGGCUGCCACAGGGAGCAGGUGGGGUGAGCCAUCUCCUGCGCCACCACUCCAGUCUGUCCCUGCUGCACACACAGAGCUCAGGCCAUGUCCCAGCUGUGGUCUUGGGCUCCUGCCCCCACUCUGCCCUCAGGGGACAGUGGCAGGUGUCCCACAGGCCGAUGGGGUGUUGCCGGGGCUGGGUGGGAUCCUGCCAGCAUCAUGCUGCACCGUGGGUGUACACAUGUAAAUGACCCCUCCUAAGUCAGUGCUGCCUCCAAGACUCCUCUCUAGCCUCUCACUUUUGUUAUGGACCUUGACAGGGGUUUUAUAGCUAUAUUUUUUGUCCUUUCUUUUCCUACAACUGUCGUAUUACUAACUGUUGACUCUAUCUGGGAAGCCAAUCUGUCAAUGUAAGUGCACUUAACCCUUGGGUGUUGUCAUUAGUCAACUGGCUUUUGCUAAAUAAAUCUUUCUAUUUCUCAAGGCUUUCUGUUGUCUCUUUCUUCUCACUGACUCUCUCUCUUUCUGUACUUCCUUCSCUCUCCACGCUGGGUGCCAGCACCAGCAGUGGCAUCCUCUGGCCUUGCACAGACCCCCUUCAAUCUAAACCUCCUCCUCUGUGGGACCCCUGCCUGUGGUGCAAGCCACAGGCUGCACACGAGAGCAGAAUAUUUCUGGGAGCAGAAURUAGAGGGGUUUCAGUCUUCCCCUUCAGCCACUGCACAGCACGGGCUUGUUUCGGGGCUGACCCAACAGUUUGAGGGUGCCAGGGGGUUCCUGGCACCAUCAGAGGUGCCACGGAGAUGCAGAGAUGCUAAUCGGCACUUCCAGGGGCUUURGAGAUUUUUGUCUGCUGGGGAGGUAAAAGGCCUCUCUUAAAGAAUGGCUGCAGUGUUGUGUAGGCAGGAGCAGCACAGAGGCAGGGCUGGCUGCUCCUAAACCAAUCCGUUCUGCUGCUGGCAGGAGCGAUGGAGCAGUGCCCUCCCGCGGCAGCCACUUGGCUGCUGGGGCUGCACGGACAACCUGGGAGCUGCACGGACACCCUGGGAGCUGCACGGACA